Aspergillus wentii DTO 134E9 is the source of this 694-nucleotide messenger RNA. RefSeq names its product translationally-controlled tumor protein. The transcript has 4 exons. The coding region runs from base 105 to 659 and encodes 184 amino acids. Gene Ontology annotation, cellular component: cytoplasm. The record is from RefSeq and is a predicted model, not a curated record. Gene Ontology annotation, molecular function: calcium ion binding. Lineage: Eukaryota; Fungi; Ascomycota; Eurotiomycetes; Eurotiales; Aspergillaceae.
UCCAUUCUUUCUUUGACAUCUUGACAUUCUUCCGUCUCUACCUUCAAAAUGAUUAUCUACAAGGUUAGUCUUGUCUCGAGAGGCUACUGGGCAUUUCGCUUUUGAUGUCUUUACCCCGCUCUUUUUGUGUGCCGAUUGCUGAUAUCUUCUCAUCACAACAGGACAUCAUCACCGGUGACGAGCUCAUCUCUGACUCGUUCAACCUCAAGGAGGUUGAAGGCACCGUCUACGAGGCUGACUGUGCCAUGAUCAGCGUCGGCAAUGUCGAGGUUGACAUUGGUGCCAACCCUUCUGCUGAGGAUGCUGGGGAGGCCAACGACACCGAGGGUUUCGCUCAGGUUAACAACAUCGUGCACAACUUCGGCUUGAAGCAGACUGCCUUCGACAAGAAGAGCUACCUUGCCUACUUGAAGGGUUACAUGAAGGCCGUCAAGGCUCAGUUGCAGGCCAAGGGCAAGAGCGAGGAAGAGGUCACAGCAUUCGAGAAGGGUGCUGCUGCAUUCGCCAAGAAGAUUGUCGCCAACUUCAAGGACUACGAGUUCUUCACCGGCGAGUCCAUGAACCCCGAUGGAAUGAUCGUCCUUUUGAACUACCGUGAAGAUGGCACCACCCCUUACGUUACCCUCUGGAAGCACGGUCUCGCUGAGGAGAAGGUUUAAAUUCAACUAAUCACCUCCCCCCCCCCUCCCAAAGU